CUCUUUCUUUAUUGGGCUCUACUCUGGAAACCUGCAGCCGCCUCCUCCUCUGCGCGCAAAUACCAGGAUCAGUUGGAGCUUUACGCGCGGCUGUCCUGUGAACAUUUCCCAACUUCUCCACCGAGGAGGAACACGCAGAGAUGUUCCCACUGCCGAUGUUCACCCCGGACCAAGUGGCUCGUGUGUGCGAGAACUUGGAGGAGACCGGGGACAUCGAGCGCCUCGGCAGGUUCCUCUGGUCCCUGCCCGCCGCCGUCCCUGGCUCCGCCGGGGAGGCGCUCAACCGACACGAGUCCGUGAUGCGAGCCAGAGCGCUGGUCGCCUUCCACGGUGGGAACUUUGACGCCCUUUACCAGAUCCUCCAGAGCCACAGGUUUACGCGCGAGUCGCACGCCAAGCUUCAGGACCUGUGGCUGGACGCGCACUACCGAGAGGCGGAGAGGCUCCGAGGGCGGCCGCUGGGCCCCGUGGAGAAGUACCGCAUCCGCAAGAAGUUCCCCCUGCCCCGCACCAUCUGGGACGGCGAGCAGAAGACGCAUUGUUUUAAGGAACGGACUCGCAGUCUGUUGAGAGAGUGGUACCUCCAAGACCCGUACCCCAACCCAUCCAGGAAACGCCACUUGGCCCAGGCAACGGGACUCACGCCCACGCAGGUCGGCAACUGGUUCAAGAACCGUCGGCAAAGAGACAGAGCUGCGUCCGCAAAGAACAGACUGCAGCAGGAUCCUUCCCUCCUGCCCUCUCAGAGCUCACCCGACGGCUCCCACCAGGAGCGCCGCCAUCAUCCACACUUGUUGCCAACCUCCCCUCGCCACCUGGGCAGCCCAGAGGCCAGCGACUGUAGCACGGAGAACGAGCGCAGAGGAACGGGAGCAUCCACACCGGACAUCUCUGUCAGCAGCGACAGCGAGUUCGAAUCUUGAGACGACGGCGGAUUCUUUUCAAGGACGAACUCUCUAUCCUAACGUUAUGUCAGACUGUCAGACAUAUUGUACAAGACACUUGAACUGUCGGCGGCUUUGGACGCGCUGGAGGUGUUCUCAGUGGGAGAAGGGCGAAGAUGAGGCCACUCGAUGUGGCUGUGAGUGGACAUUUUCAGGGAAAACAACAUGCACUUAUAAAAGCACCAUGGCACAUGACCUCUGACUGUUAUAUGAAUUAGUUUACAGCUGACUCAGCACUGUUGAUAGGCAGAUAUAGAACGGGUACAUAAACAACAGUAUUUUCCAACGCUCAGAGUAUUUAUAGAAAUAAUGCCAAUGGUCUUUAGAUAAUGUGAAUUAUAUUUGAAGUUUUGAUACUUUUUUUCAGUGAAUAUUUUGGGAUAGAUCAUUUUCUAAUAGUUAUUAUUAUCUAAAUUACAUAAUUCACUUGUAUGGAAACUGUGAGGACACAACGAACAAUGCCUUGAGUAGGCUAUUAAUAUAUGUAACUGUAUUUACAUGCACGUUAAUGACUAAGUCACAUAAACAAUUGAAUUGAUUUAUUUUAAACACAAAUUAAAAAAAUCAAGUAAGUGUGUGAGUGGUGGUGUUGAAGAAGCAAAUUAACAUGAACAUAUCGGAGUAAAGGUCCAAAAUCCACCAAUUUAAUGUAAAAAAAAAAAACAUGUAAAGGGUUAAAAAAUGUUGUAAUUUAGUAAUCAGGUUAUAAUGUGCAUGUAAAAAUAGUGGCUGACCAAUUAAAGUCAUUUCACUGCCUUAAAAGGAAACUAAAGGCAUCACUCUUUUACGGUGCAAACAUAUAAUAAUAACAUAGACAGAUGUUUAAUGAUGCGCAUGUGCUGCUACAACACGACUGUGUUUUACCUUCACG
Molecule: messenger RNA, 1815 nt
Organism: Larimichthys crocea (large yellow croaker)
Lineage: Eukaryota; Metazoa; Chordata; Actinopteri; Sciaenidae
Gene: six7
Product: SIX homeobox 7
Exons: 3
Coding region: 141-923 (260 amino acids)
Biological process (GO): eye development; regulation of transcription by RNA polymerase II
Cellular component (GO): transcription regulator complex; nucleus
Molecular function (GO): DNA-binding transcription factor activity, RNA polymerase II-specific; RNA polymerase II cis-regulatory region sequence-specific DNA binding
Source: RefSeq, a predicted model, not a curated record